Messenger RNA from Betta splendens (Siamese fighting fish), 2504 nucleotides. RefSeq names its product RAD21 cohesin complex component like 1 (gene rad21l1). The transcript is spliced from 13 exons. Gene Ontology annotation, cellular component: synaptonemal complex; cohesin complex. Gene Ontology annotation, biological process: replication-born double-strand break repair via sister chromatid exchange; mitotic sister chromatid cohesion; synaptonemal complex assembly. Gene Ontology annotation, molecular function: protein binding; chromatin binding. The record is from RefSeq and is a predicted model, not a curated record. The coding region runs from base 1 to 1617 and encodes 538 amino acids. Lineage: Eukaryota; Metazoa; Chordata; Actinopteri; Anabantiformes; Osphronemidae.
AUGAUGUUCUACACGCAGCUCUUCACGUCCAAACGCGGCCCUUUAGCUAAAAUAUGGCUCGCAGCGCACUGGGAAAGGAAACUCACAAAGGCCCAUGUGUUUGAAUGUAACCUGGAAACGACAAUUAGGGAUAUAAUUUCGCCAAAGAUGAAAAUAGGACUGAGGACGUCUGGUCAUCUGCUGCUUGGUGUGGUCAGGAUCUACUCCAGAAAAGCAAAGUACCUCCUUGCAGACUGCAAUGAUGCUCUCAUUAAAAUUAGAAUAGCAUUUAGACCAGGUCAGACAGAUCUUCCUGAGGAGGGGCUGGAGGCAACAGUAAAAGCAAUUACCUUAAGUGAAGAUUUCUCGGCCUUUGAUACCCAACUACCACCCCUAAGCAACAUAGAUGUUGUGGACCAUUUUUCACUCAACCAGUGUCGAUCAGAGGAAAUCACUCUGAAAGAGGAUUUUGGAAAUGGCUUUUUGAACUUUGCAGACAUCGGGGAUUCCCAGGACCACAAUAGGAUACUAGAUGCAAGCUUUCAUAGCCUGGCUGAAGAGGGAGACGCUUUUGGUGACGAGGAUAGAGGAUUCGAUUUGCUUGACUUUCUGACAAACUCCAGUGAUCAUACUGUUUGCAAUGAGCUAAUUGUACAAGAACCUGAAAAUGGGAAUCCAGAAAAUCCUAUGCUCAACAAUGAACACGAUGCUGAAGGAGGGGAACCUCUUGAGGAUGAAACACCUACACUAAAUGAGACCACCCUGCUUACUAAUGAAGACGAGGCUUUUGCUCUUGAACCUGUGACCAUCAACACAAAUUCUGAGAGAAAGAAAGGAAAACAGAAACGCAAGUUGAUUGUGGAUGAGGCCAAAGAACUGACCAACGAAUUCAUCAGAGAACAGCUUUCAGACUAUUCAGAUCUGGUUGGGCCCUUCGACAUGGCCCCGCCGACGGUGCAGCUAAUGCAAUGGAAGGAGACUGGAGGUGCAGACAAACUCUUUGCACAUCCAUGUUCCACUGUAAUAGCACCACAAAUAAAUGAGCUCUUUGUCAACAGUAUUUUCCGGGUGAAAUAUCAAGGUGUUGGUGAAGAAACUGAGCAGAUGCGUCACAAUAGGCAGGAAGUUCAGAUGGGUCUGAGUUCAUUCACCAUGGAAAAAACUAGUGUAAUUGAUUCACCAGUUGAUGCUGAAAUAACACACAGCCCCAGUUUGACAGUCCUUGAUCAAAUGAACAGUCAUCAUGAGACUUACUCAGAUUUCACACAAGAUGUAAACGAGUUUGAGGUCACUCAUCCAGAGCUUCCUUCAGAAGACAGCAUGUUUGCCCAUUCAUCCCUCACGAUACAGGAGACAGAGUCAACGUUGGCCCACAGCCAGCGUAUGCUGGACAGUCAGGAACUUGAGGAGAGGAGAAUGACCAGGCGAGCAAAGAAACUCCUGAACACUUUAAGAAGUCAGAGCGACAGUAGCACCAUGUUCAGCCUGAAGACUCUCUGUAAGGGCACCACUCGCUUGCAGGCUGCAACCACUUUCUUCUCUCUUCUGGUCCUUAAAAAACAACAAGCUGUCUGCCUUCACCAGAGGGCUCCCUACGAGGACAUCUCUGUGACCCCUGGGUCCCAGUUCUUAGGUUAAUAAAACUGAUACUACCUGCAUGAAAGCGACAGUUUGGGUUCAUAAGUGAGUUGUAGUGCAUGUUCCACUGGCUCUGACAAAGGAUAAGCAGAGGAAAAAUGUGUUUAAAUGUUAAAACUGCUUCAAAAGACAAAUGCACCUAAUAAGUUGCCUAUGUUUGUAUCAAGGUAUCUGCAGGUCUGAAAGUUUGUAAGUCCUUUAACAGCAAGAACAUUAAUGUUUGUUUAAAAAAAUACAUAUAUAUUUUAUUACAGUUGCCUUUCCACUGGUUUUAAAAGGGCUUAAGAAGUUGUACAUCUGUGACCUGCAAAUACCUCAUGUUAUUGUGUUUUAAAAGUCAUACAGUUGUUUUCUUAUGGCACUUUUCCUUUGAUGAAUGAAGUGGUCGGUGAAGGUAUCUGACAUCAUACCUGCCUGAUACAUAGCAUUGUUCUUCUAUUUAUCUCAAACAACCUGUAAUGUAAUACCAGUCAGGCGCCAGGUGUCACGUGACCUUUUUGUAAACGGUAACCUUGAUCUUGUAAGAUAAAAGUCAUUGGGUUUUGUUAUUUUUAAAAAACUUACUGUUAAAAGCACAUAUUUAUAUACUAUAAAUAUUUUGCGACAAAGCAUAAAAUGUGUAUAUAUUUUAAUGUUUUACAAAGAAUUUGUAUUUUGGACAUGAUGCUCAUUUAAUGGUUCUAACGGUCCAGAUGUUUGUUUUAAAAUAAUUUUGUCCUGCAGCUUAAACCCUGAAAAUGGUUUCAGUCUCAGUACCGGUAUUUAGUUUAUUUCAUGUUAUGCUGCUUGGACCUGAAGCUCGUGUUCUCCUCUUCUGUAAAAAGUCCACCGAGUUUAGCGUUUGUAUAGAGCUGUGUUGGGUCAUAUAAUAAAAACAUUUACAUCAA